AGAUGUGUUUUUCUCGCUCGCUUCCCUCUGAAUCGUCACUUCCGUCUCCUCCUUAGCGAAGCAAGAUGGCGGCCGUCGUGGAGAGAGUGGAUGGAUGUGUUGGAUCCUUGGACUCAGACGCGGUGUCGCCGUCCAGCCCUCCGCCGGACCAGCCGCACCAGAACAACCCGCUGCUGGCGCUGCCCAUCGUGGCCAUCGAGGCCAUUCUCAACUUCAUGUCUUACGACGAGAUCAGCCUGCUGCGCUCCGUGUGUAAGCGGAUGGACACGAUCUGCCAGCGUGUCCUGAAUCAGGGCUUCCUGAAGGUGGAGCGUUACCACAGUCUGUGCCAGAGACAAGUCAAAGCCCAGCUGCCCAGGCGAGAGUCGGAGAGGAGAAACCAUUCACUGGCCCGUCACGCCGACAUCCUGGCUGCCGUGGAAACACGCCUCUCUCUGCUCAACAUGACCUUCAUGAAAUACGUCGACUCCAACCUCUGCUGCUUCAUCCCUGGAAAGGUGAUAGAUGAGAUCUACCGUGUGCUGCGGUAUGUGAACUCCACCCGAGCCCCACAGCGAGCUCACGAGGUCCUCCAGGAGUUGAGGGAUAUCUCCUCCAUGGCCAUGGAGUACUUCGAUGAGAAGAUCGUCCCCAUCCUGAAGAAGAAGCUGCCUGGGGCUGACCUGUCCGGCCGCCUCAUUGGCUCCACACCAGUGGCAGGCCCAUCUACCUCCCUGACCACCAUGUCCCUGUUGGCCAAGAACACGCCGUCGCGCUCAGAGAUGACCAAGGUGCAGCAGCAGGUGAAGGUGAACGGGGCGUCGAUGACGGUGCUGCGGAGGGAGAUGCAGGAAAUCCGGGUCAAGCAGCUGGAGCAGCAGAAGCAGCUGCAGGACCAGGAGCAGAAGCUGCUUGAACAGACCCAGGUGAUCGGUGAGCAGAACGCCCGCCUCGCCGAGCUGGAACACAAGCUCCGCGAGCUGAUGGACAGCAGCACCGCUGCUAUGGGAGGAGCCAGGCCCAGCGCAGCCGCCCCCUCCACGUCCAGCAGGGCCGCCGUGUCUUCCACCGUUGGCGCCGGCGCAUCAGGCACUGUGUCGGCGAGUGGCAGCGUGGCGGCGGCCUCCCUAUCCAGAGAGCCGGAGGGUGAGGGGGUGUCGCUCAAACGCACCAGAAAGAGCUCAGACCUUCCGCGACAGUCCAAACGGCUGCGCAGCAAGAAAUAAGAGACUCAGUGUGUCAUUUAGUUGAAGCUUUCUCCUUUUGGUUUCCAGGUCCGACUGAUCACAUCUUCUCCCCCAAUCCCCUGAGUCCUCCCCAACCCUACCAACACUCAUCACCUGUACUGUCUGUGAGAUGACGAGUACCUUCCCCCAACCCCCACUAAAUCAGAAUAUAGGCAGGUGGCCGCCCUGUGCGAGACUAUUUAUUGAAGGUUACAUUAAAAUGACUGUAAUGCUUUUUUAAUGUAAAAGCUUUUCUAGGAGGCUUGUAUGCUUUCAAAAACAUUAGUUUGUCUAAACAGAAAUUCAGAUGGAAGGUAAAUUUGGUUAACAGAAGUCAGGUGUUACGAUCUAUUAAUGCAGUUCCUGUUUCUAAAAAAAAAAGAGAGAUUUAAUUUCAGAAACGUACAUGAUUAAAAGAAUGUCACAGUAAAAAUACAGAGUCAUGAAAGUCCAGACAUGGCACAUCAAGUUAGAACCCAAUAAUACACCUAACUGAAGUUGCAUGUUAUGGGUAACCAGUGAUCUCCUUUCCAUUUUUCACAUGGGUAGGAUAUCUAAAUCCAGCGAGCAUUCAUUUCAUUCACACUCGCUUCUUCUUACUCUGGUUAAGUGCAAUAAAAGUCAUCUGGAAAGUAAGACGUAAUUCAUAUUCCUUGCCAGUAGCACGGGUGGUCUGGUCAAUCCGACUGGUUUGUGAAUCAGCUCACAAAGGAGGGAUGGGGUCCUUAAAGAUGGAAGAGGAAGUAAAAGUGUUGACUCUUGUGAAAACCACCCAUAAUGUAAAGGUUUCCAGUGAGAGCAGACCCCAGCUCUGUGGUGUUCAUGCUUCUCUGUUACUGUGUGUGCUGUGACACUAAAGAACUGCUCUCCACUGUCCUUCAGGAUCGUACCAGUGUUCUCACACAUUUCCGCCCAUUUAAUACCAAUAAUGCACAGCUCAGUACAGCUAAACAUUUGAUUAAUUACAACGCUUACAGUACCUUCAAUGUGUUGUUACUUCUUUCUAGACAGCCGUUUGUUUCCAUUAUUUUCACUGCAGAGACGUGCACUUCAUGACUUGCCUUAGUUAUCAACUGAUAAACAGAAAACAUGGCAGCUGUUGCUGGAAACGUUCAAAUUUCUCCUCUCUGCCGAUCAGGUGAUCAAGAUCAGAGAAAUGGUCCACCUACUAGCUUUUUCCAGAGCCACAUCCCCUAAGUCCCUACAAUUGGAAAUACUAGUUUAUAUUUAAGAUUAUUUUGCUAAAUUGUAAAUAGUUUGACGAUUCUUUUUAAAAACCCAAAGUCACUUACAAGCUUCUUUUUGACACUUUCAACGAUAUUCAAUUUAUUUUGUAAAGCCCAAAAUCACACAUUUGCCUCAGGGGGCUUAUCUCACUGUCUUCUUACAGUAUGUAUAUGAUAUGACAAACUUAGCUGCUAAUGAAGACCUUGAGAUGCUGUUGGAAGCUCUCAAAGUAAACUAGUAUGUCAACCUUUUUAUUUAUAUUUUUUCCAUCAAACUUCUACUUUCUCAAGAUCUACCUCCUAGGUUUCUUUCAGACUUUUUUUAGCCUCAUCUCACAGCCUUCAGUGGAGUUUGUAUCCACGGUUUGUAGAGACUGUGGCUGUGUUCAAAAUCACAUACUACUAGUACUAGAAGUACUACAUUCUGUCUUUAAAUGGACAAUUAAGUCAUUACCAGCAACAGUUCACACUAAAGUACACCCAUGUCUUCUCUGUCUCAUGUGACUGUAUGUGACACAUGUGGUCAUGUGAUCGAUUAGAUCGUUCAUGGGACCGUUCAUGGGACUGUAUCAAUCACUACCUUACCUGUCCGGCUUACUGUCGAAUGAAACUUGUCUAUCACAAAUGUAAAUCAACAUGACAUCUUUUACUCAUUUCAAAAUUGUACAGUUUUAUUCUUGGGCAAAAAGGAUUAAAUAUUUUAGUGUAGGAAAAUGUUUUCUACAGUACAUAUACCUUAACGUCACUCGCCAUCAUUCCUUAUUAUUUUAUCCAAUGUUAAUUAUGUAAACCGUCUGACUCUCUAUCCGCCAUUGGACAGUUUGAAGAGCAGCAAUGCUUUUUGGGACGGCUGACUAUGUCCAAUAAACUCGUGUCACACUCAGAUAUUCUUGAUAAUCUCGUAUACAUCCACGCAUUUCUCAUGUACACUAAAUUCACUGCUAGACUCAGACACUCGGGUUACCGUUGUCCCCUCUAAUUAUUUGUAGUAAAUAGGUGGAAACAGAAAACACUUGUAUGGUCCUUAAAAGUCAACUAUAAAAGUACCCAGUGUAUGUACUGGCAUUUAAAGGCUGCGAUCACCUAAAUGACAUAUUUGCUCACUUCCUCUCUAGUAACAUUCAGAUUGUUUUCUGUUUUUCUCAUCCAUCCAUGGACAUGUCUGUUUCUGAGACUUCUGCCUCCAGCCAGAAACAAGGGACCGACAUGGGGUUGAACCCAACUGCAUGGUUAGAUGUCACCAGAGGGAAGUGAGGAAAUCAGUUUCCGACCCUUGAGUUGUUGUCAUCUUUAAAUGCUGUAACACCAAGUUUGAAAUUGAAAUCUAAAAUCAGCCCGUUGCCAUGGGAGUAAGGGAGAACUUAGAACACUAGAACUUGUGACUGGUGUGCAGUGACCGUAGAGGGGUGCAUUUGUGCUCCACAGAAUGGGUCAGAGUAAGUUCCCCCACCUGUCGCUGCUCUUCCCCUCCUGUAUGAACCCGGCUAGGUUUAGUAUUCUUAGUUUAAAGCUCUUCAGUUGUUCGGAUGACCUAAAACCACUGGUGAGCAUUAACUUUUGGUAAAGAAACCGUGGAGAUGCAGUUCACAUCUUGGUGAACACUAGCACUCAUUCUAAUGACACUGGGCCAGAAAAACACAAGAAGAUGUAAACUAGUGGCUUAAUUUGAGACUGCGUCUCAGUUUAGAAAACUGUACUGUAAUCUCCAUGUACUUUAAAGUGUAGAUUGUGAAAUAUUCUGUAUGUGUAUACCAAGAAAACUAUCUUUUGAGUUGGCCAACUUGGGGCUAACUGUCUGGUUUGUUGCACUCAUUGCUGGUAAAAAAAAUGUACAAAUGAAACCUAUUAAAAACUCAACUUAUC
Messenger RNA from Anoplopoma fimbria (sablefish), 4294 nucleotides. RefSeq names its product F-box protein 28 (gene fbxo28). Gene Ontology annotation, biological process: protein polyubiquitination. NCBI's taxonomy places the organism in Eukaryota, Metazoa, Chordata, Actinopteri, Perciformes, Anoplopomatidae. The record is from RefSeq and is a predicted model, not a curated record. Gene Ontology annotation, molecular function: protein binding.